This is a messenger RNA of Gryllus bimaculatus (two-spotted cricket), 1050 nucleotides long. The record is from the annotation of a GenBank genome assembly. NCBI's taxonomy places the organism in Eukaryota, Metazoa, Arthropoda, Insecta, Orthoptera, Gryllidae.
AUGAAGAACGACCUACCAAAUAAAUACUUGCAGAAGAAGACUGGUAACAUGUCACAAAAUUCAGCAGGGGGGCUACUAAUGAUAAUGAUAUUUUGGUGUGCUAUUGCAACCGUCUACGAAUAUUCUACUCGUGGUCGCCGGCGAAACGAGUGGGUGGCGGCCUUCUCAGCGCUGGUCAACGGAGCCGCGCUACUCUGCCCCGGCGGCAGCGGCGGCGGCGGCGGCGACAGGGUUGGCGGCAAGGCCGGCGGCAGGGGCAGCGGCAAGGGCGGCGGCAAGGGCGGCGGCAAGGGCGGCGGCAAGCGCGGCGGCAAGGGCGGCGGCAAGGGCGGUGGGGACGGGGACGGCGAGGGCCGCGACUCUCUGCCGCCCCUGCACGCCCUCCGCUUAAGUAAGCAGCCCAUUGCCGUUAUACCGGCAGUGACACCUCUCUUUGUUGACGUCUACUUGGUGCUGGGAGGACUUCUGGUCGCAUACGUCUACUUUAAUCACGUGGCUCAGGGCGGUGAAUUUCAACUGCUGCCCUUCUACCUCUAUCGUUAUGUUCGGCUGACCCCUGCAUUGGCAGUGUUGGUGCUUCUGCAAACCAGUGUUAUAAUGAAAAUUAACGACGGUCCUUUGUGGCGUAUGCAACAUGCCCAGCAGUGUCCAGAGACAUGGUGGUACAUUAUGUUGCACAUUUGCAACUACUUUCGGCCUGAAACUGUCAGGGAACGGACAGGAAGAGGCGUUGAAGAGACUGUACUUCGCGACCCAUUCGCGCUUCGAGCCAUAUUUAGUGGGAAUCGUCUUGGGCUACGCGUUACAUCAUCUCAAAAGGAGAUCUUCGCCUCUUAUCCUCUCACAAAUGCAGGUUGCAGUGGUAUGGGCCGUAGAGAUUGUCUCAGUUGUUCUCCUGGCUCGCGAGACGUGGGUGUUUGUGAACCCCGACCAGCCCUACGAGCAACUGCACGAAUCCGCUUUUUUGGCCGUGGUACACGUGGGCACAGCCUUCACUACGGCAGUGCUAGUGUUCAUGAUCAUGGCUGGAUACGGAGAACACAUCGCUGA